Meriones unguiculatus (Mongolian gerbil) is the source of this 988-nucleotide messenger RNA. RefSeq names its product GTP cyclohydrolase 1 (gene Gch1). The record is from RefSeq and is a predicted model, not a curated record. The transcript has 6 exons. The coding region runs from base 120 to 833 and encodes 237 amino acids. Gene Ontology annotation, molecular function: GTP cyclohydrolase I activity; zinc ion binding; GTP binding. Gene Ontology annotation, biological process: tetrahydrobiopterin biosynthetic process; tetrahydrofolate biosynthetic process. NCBI's taxonomy places the organism in Eukaryota, Metazoa, Chordata, Mammalia, Rodentia, Muridae. Gene Ontology annotation, cellular component: cytoplasm.
GGGCUCCGGGGCCGCGGGAGAGUCGGAGGGUGACUCUCGGAGCCGAGCCGGUCCUGGUGCGGGCCGCGCGUCUCGGGCCCGGCGCAGCGGGAACGCAGCGCUCGCAGCCCCCGGCGUCCAUGGAGCAGGGCCCGCCGGCGGCGGAGAAGCCGCGGGGAGCGCGGUGCGCCAACGGGUUCCCCGGGCGGGAGCCGCCGCGGCCCCCCGAGGCCAAGGGCGCACCGCCCGCCGCAGCCUGGAAGGCCGGGCGGCCCCGCAGCGAGGAGGACAACCAGCUGAACCUCCCCAGCCUGGCCGCCGCCUACUCGUCCAUCCUGCGCUCGCUGGGCGAGGACCCCCAGCGGCAGGGGCUGCUCAAGACGCCCUGGAGGGCGGCCACCGCCAUGCAGUUCUUCACCAAGGGGUACCAGGAGACCAUCUCAGAUGUCUUGAAUGAUGCCAUAUUUGAUGAGGAUCAUGACGAGAUGGUGAUUGUGAAGGACAUCGAUAUGUUCUCCAUGUGUGAGCAUCACCUCGUGCCGUUUGUGGGAAGGGUCCAUAUUGGUUAUCUUCCUAACAAGCAAGUCCUUGGUCUCAGCAAACUUGCCAGGAUUGUAGAGAUCUAUAGCAGGAGACUACAAGUUCAGGAGCGCCUCACCAAACAAAUCGCGGUGGCCAUCACAGAAGCCCUGCAGCCUGCUGGUGUUGGGGUGGUCAUCGAAGCCACACACAUGUGCAUGGUAAUGCGAGGCGUGCAGAAGAUGAACAGCAAGACUGUCACCAGCACCAUGCUGGGCGUGUUCCGGGAAGACCCAAAGACUCGGGAGGAGUUCCUCACCCUCAUCCGGAGCUGAACUUCUGCCUGGUUUGCAGGCCUUGCUACCACUGCCAUUAUCUGUCUCAAUCGUGCAUUCCAGUUUCAAUUGGUAUACUUGUGAACUUUAUUUCUCACCAUGAAUUUUAUUUAAUAAUUAUUUAUAGAUAUGUCAAAUAAAAGUAAUCAACUAAA